Molecule: messenger RNA, 2014 nt
Organism: Musa acuminata AAA Group (dessert banana)
Lineage: Eukaryota; Viridiplantae; Streptophyta; Magnoliopsida; Zingiberales; Musaceae
Product: galactolipase DONGLE, chloroplastic-like
Exons: 1
Coding region: 543-1847 (434 amino acids)
Biological process (GO): lipid metabolic process
Cellular component (GO): chloroplast
Molecular function (GO): glycerophospholipid phospholipase A1 activity
Source: RefSeq, a predicted model, not a curated record
CCCACCCGUGUAGAGGAGUACACGUGGAGGACGGGGUGGGCGAAGACCAAGAUUUGCGGCCGUGGUCAACAGAUCCGACGGCUGUGUUCGUCCCCGACACGAUCGGACGGCCAGAGGUCGACCCCUUCACGGCGUGGAAUAAAGUAACGAGCGACGAGGGAAAGUGGGGGAGCGAAAUGUCGGCGUUCAUAAGGAGACUUGGCGGGCUUUCCUUUUCCCGAGAGAGUAUAAGUCAACUGGCGAUGGCAUGCUCCAAUCCAUGUGUCGCAGGGCAGUGUCUUUCAUGGAUUUACACUCCUGCCGCACAAUCUAUCGCAACCUUGGCAAGUGCGAGCCGUAACGCAGGUGAUGAAGCGAGGCUAGGGGAACAAAUCACCAACGGCGGAGUGGUAGGGAGCCCGACCGACCCAUUGACAAAAAGAAAGGUCAGGAAGAAACCCAGUCAAACCCUCGCCAAACACGCUCUCCCAUUUUAUAUUCACCGGUUGGUUCUGUCUAUAUAAUCUGAGACACUGCCCUUCGUGCCUGUUUGCACCGCCCUCAUGGCUUCCUCCACCGUCUCCAUGCCCAAGCAGCAUCUGGCCGUGCGGAACCCCCGGCCAUGCCGGCCUCGCCCCGGGAUGUCUGUCGCCGCGCCCCGGCGGACGCCGUCGGCCGCCCCGGUGCUCCGGUCUCGGCCGGACAGGGCACGGGAGGCGACGAGCCGCCUGGCUAGCGUGUGGAGGAAGAUCCAGGGCGCCGACGACUGGAACGACCUCGUCCAGCCGCUGAGCCCGUUGCUGCGCGAGGAGAUCGUCCGGUACGGGGAGUUCGUCAUGGCGUGCUACAAGGCGUUCGACCUCGACCCGGCGUCGCAGCGCUACCUGAGUUGCAAGUACGGGAAGCGCCGCAUGCUGGAGGAGGUGGGGUUGGAGUCGUCCGGAUACGAGAUCACCAAGUACAUCUACGCGACGCCGGACAUCAGCAUCCCCAUGCAGCACGGCACCUGCUGUGGCCGGUGGAUCGGGUACGUUGCGGUGUCGUCGGACGAGGAGGUGAGGCGGCUGGGGCGGCGGGACGUGCUGGUGACCUUCCGGGGGACCGUCACCAGCACCGAGUGGAUCGCCAACUUCAUGAGCUCGCUGAGGCCGGCGAACCUGGACCCGCACGACCCCCGGAUCGACGUGAAGGUCGAGUCGGGGUUCCUCAGCCUGUACACCUCCGACGACAGCACCUGUAGGUUCGGCCAAGGGAGCUGCCGGGAGCAGUUGCUCGGGGAAGUGUCCCGGCUCAUCAACAAGUACCAGGACGAGGAGAUGAGCAUCACAUUGGCCGGACACAGCAUGGGGAGCGCCCUCGCACUCCUCUCCGGGUACGACCUCGCCGAGCUUGGCCUCAACCGGUUCCAGCAGCAGCGGGAGAUACCGAUCACGGUGUACUCGUUCGGAGGGCCGAGGGUCGGCAACACCGGCUUCAAGGAGAGGUGCGAAGAGCUCGGAGUGAAGGUCUUGAGGGUGGUGAACGUCCAUGAUCCGGUCACCAAGCUGCCCGGCCUGUUCAUGAACGAGCACUUCCGUGCUCUCGGCGAGACCUAUCAGCUCCCAUGGAGCUGCUCCUGCUACGCUCACGUUGGAGUCGAGCUCGCCCUCGACUUCUUCAAGAUGCAAAACCCUGCGUGUGUUCAUGACCUGGGGACAUACAUAGGGCUACUCAAGUGCCCCAAGAUGGUGCAAGUCCACAAGGAGGGCAUGGUGGAUCUGCUGGCAAAGGCAAAGAUGACGCUCAGGAAGCACAAGUUACAGGGAUGGCCAUGGCAAGAUGCAGCAAUGCAAGUGGGGAAUCUGGUGCAAUCUCUGGGACUAAUUUGAGGCCCAAUUCUGUGUUGUGGAUGGGGGGAGUAGAUGACCCAUUAAUCCCUCAUAAUUUUUGUUCCCAGGGGUUAGGGGUUAUCUUCAGAGAUCUUUGCAGACAAUUCUUUGCAAUUUAUGUUUGUUAACACACUGUAAACAAGUUGUCAUACAUUCAUAUACACACA